Molecule: messenger RNA, 2307 nt
Organism: Erythranthe guttata (spotted monkey flower)
Lineage: Eukaryota; Viridiplantae; Streptophyta; Magnoliopsida; Lamiales; Phrymaceae
Source: RefSeq, a predicted model, not a curated record
AUGGAUUCCAAUAUCACCAUUAGCGUUGCUCUUUGCUUCGCCGUCGUUGUAGCAGCAACGGCUUCUGCGGCCGAUGAUCGAGAAUUGAAGGCAUUGGUUGCGAGUGGUUGGUGGUCAAACUACACCAAUAAUUCCACAAAAAUUCAAUCUUUCGAAUAUUGCAAGUGGAAGGCCAUAACUUGUGAUGACGAGGGUCAUGUUGUGGAGAUAACCAUGCGUGGAUAUGAAUCAUAUGAUGGUAUCGACAACAAUCAUUUGCUUCUGGAGUUGGAUCUACUUGCUUUCCACCGCAUUGCUAGAAUCGAUCUCAGUGGAAUGCGGCUCAUCGUAGAGUUACCACCACAAAUAGGUUCUCUAUCCAAUUUAACUUAUCUCAAUUUGUCCCGCAACCUUUUCAUAGUCGAUUUGCCUCUUUCGUUCUCAAAUCUCACCAAAUUAGAGUCACUCGACCUUUCUCAUAGCCCCAUUGGCGGUGCCAUCCCAUAUGCAAUCGGGAAUCUUACGAGCUUGGUUUCUCUUGGUUUGAGCAACAUCGAUCUCCGAGGUAAUCUGCCUCUUUUACUCACAAAUCUCACCAAAUUAGAGUCACUCGACAUUUCAUUUAACUAUAUUGAGGGUGCUAUUCCACCCGAAAUAGGAGAUCUUACGAAGUUGGUUGCUCUUGAUUUGAGCCACAACUAUCGGAUCAAUGGCUCUUUGCCUUUUACUUUGGGUCGAUUAACGAGAUUGAAAUCUUUACACUUGAGUGGUAACCAACUAGAAGGUAUUUUGCCCAUUUCACUCACAAAUCUCACCAAAUUAGAGAUACUCAACAUUUCAUAUAACUCCAUUGGCGGUGCCAUCCCAUUCGGAAUAGGAAAUCUUACGAGCUUGGUUUCUCUUGAUUUGAGCAACAACCGGCUCCAAAGUAAUUUGCCUCUUUCACUAGCAAAUCUCACCAAAUUAGAGUCACUCGACAUUUCUCAUAAUUCCAUUGGUGGUGCCAUUCCAUCCGGAAUAGGAAAUCUUACGAGCCUGGUUUCUCUUGAUUUGAGCAACAACCGGCUCCAAAGUAAUUUGCCUCUUUCACUAGCAAAUCUCACCAAAUUAGAGUCACUCGACAUUUCUCAUAAUUCCAUUGGUGGUGCCAUUCCAUCCGGAAUAGGAAAUCUUACGAGCCUGGUUUCUCUUGAUUUGAGCCACAACUAUCGGAUCAACUGCUCUUUGCCUUCAACUUUGGGCCGAUUGACAAGAUUGGAAUCUUUGAGAUUGAGCCAUAAUCAGCUGAAAGGUUUCUUUGAAGCAGGGAUUGCAAAACUUCCUUCAAUCAAAAUGAUCGACGUAUCAUAUAAUCAAAUUUUCGAACAGAUACCCUUUGAGUUUGGAUAUUAUGCUAAUGCACAUUCGCUGAAUAUCGAUCUUUCCCACAACAACCUCUACGGUACAAUCCCUAAAUCUCUUUCCAAUUUGAGAAACAUCGACUUAUCCUACAAUGAUUUAGAAGGUCGAAUUCCAAUUGGGGUUUGGUAUGCGUUUCCAAAAGGCUCAUUUCUUGGUAACGACCGAUUACUUCUCCCUGGAGACUCCACAACACAUGUAUUAGAUACGAGUGUAAUACUCCCACUUGCUCUUUUCUUUGCCUGCCUCUUUUCCGCUAUGUUCAUCAUAUUCAUCUACUACUACUUCAAAGGAAAGAAGACAACCUCAGUGAAGCCCGAUCUCAAACACGGAGACAUUUUCAAAAUAUGGAAUUACGACGGUACGAUCGCAUACGAAGACAUCAUCGAAGCAACACAAGAUUUCGACUUUACACACUGCAUCGGAACCGGAGGCUACGGCAGUGUCUACAGAGCACAACUGCCAACGGGGAAAAUCGUUGCGGUCAAAAAGCUCCACAGAUUCGAAGGAGAGAAUCCAACUUUUGACGCGUGUUUUAGGAAUGAGGCCAAAGUUCUGUCCGAAAUACGACACCGGAACAUAGUGAAGCUUUUCGGGUUUUGCCUACACAAGCGCUGCAUGUUUCUCAUCUACGAAUACAUGGAAAUGGGCAGCCUAUUUUGCGUCUUGAGGGACUCAAACGAAGCUGUAGAGCUAAAUUGGGCGAAGAGAGUAAAUAUAGUGGAGGGAAUUGCACGCGCUCUUUCUUACAUGCAUCACGAUUGUAGCCCACCAAUUUUGCACAGGGACAUCUCCACAAGCAACGUACUUCUCAAUUCGAAGCUCGAAGCUUCUGUGUCUGAUUUCGGCACCGCUAGAUUGUUGGAUCCCGAUUCUUCCAAUCAGACUCUAAUUGUGGGCACUCACGGCUACAUUGCACCAGGUAUACAA